AUGGAGAAGAAAGUGAAGAGUAUUCUCUUGGCCAACGGCAGUAAUCCCUUGAGAAAGAGCGAGAUUAUCAAUGAAUACAAAGUAACCUGCAAGCGGAAUCUGGCAGAAGAUGUAAAAGCAGCAGGGUUUAAGGACACGAAUGCCUUUUUCGAACAGUAUUUCUCUGUGGAUCAAAACAAUUUUGUUGGAUUAAAGCCAUCAGAAGACGACUCAGCCGCCAAAGUUAAACAUAUUACUGAAUUACUGCUUAACAAGUAAGUCAGGUCUCUAGGGAUACGUAGUUUAAUUUUAGAAAGCCAAAAGAGAACUAUGAUGGUUUUGGCCGAAAUAAGAGACCGCAAUCCACUCAGUCGAUACCCCAAAGAAGGCCGGAGAAUUUACCUAGAAGAAAAAAGAGCCCUCCCUCCGGGUUCAGUUCCAAUCUGGUGCCAUUGGGUGGCGGAUCAGGAAGUGUGUUCAAGAAGGCUAACGAAAAUGCCAGGGACUUCUUCGCACCAAACGAACCUCAACCUUCUUCUUCGCAGCCUUCCAGAUACACAGAUCACACUGCUGAUCAAUUUUUCUAUGAAGAGGAUCUGGAUGAUGACUUCAGUGUGUUGGCCGUCGAUGAUGUGUCCGAGGUAAAUCAAUCGGAAGGGCGGCCUGACUCCAGAGACACUUCCAUGUCAAUGUUGGAUGACCGGCAACUGAAUGAAGAAACGGAAAGUAAAAGCAGUUUUAUAGAGAUAAAACAGAACACUGCUGAAAUAUACCUUCGGAUAUUCGAGGAUUUCCUUAAUGCUGUGUUGGAAAAGGCUAGGACUAAUGAAGGAUUGAGUCGAGAGACCUUGUACUGUCUAACGAAAGAAUUUGGCAUUUCUGAAGUCAUCAAUUGGGACAACAUUGAUGCUACACUCGCUUAUUUCAAAGAAGCUCAGACAACGAAAGAAGCUGGAGUCAUCUUUAUUGAAGAAGAAAGUGAGGUGAGGGCUCCGUUAUAUUAAUUUUCUUGUUUAGUCAAACUUUGUCAGUGCUGUGGAAAAAUUGGGAAUGAUUAAUCCGGCAGAGGAUCUGAGUGCCAGAGAAGAAGAAUGCGUGAUCUGUGAAAGGAAUGCCGACUUUGCCGUUCUUCAACCCAUCAAAUGGGCCAAGCAAUGGGCCUCCUUCAAUCGGGAACUCUUCCAAUAUUUGUGUUACACAAAACCAACCAAGGCCACCUUCAUUCAGACCGGACAUCAUUACUUGUGCGCCAACUCGGAUCAAACAUAUUUCAGAGGCCAAGUGUUAUCAGUAGAUCCGAACGGAAAUUGUCGAGUUCUUGGUAUUGAUCUGGGCAAAGAUGAAGUCAUCGCUGCCGAUAGUAUCUUCCAAAUGCCUGCCCAUUUCUACAACUUCCAUCCAAUGGUUGUGUUUUUUCGACCUGACACUCCUAUGAGAGCCAAUGGGACUGCCCUAGUCAACUUCCAACGAUAUGAAUACAUCAAAGAUAGACAAGUUUACUAUGGGGACUUCAUUCAUCUGCAUUAA
Messenger RNA from Bursaphelenchus xylophilus (pine wood nematode), 1506 nucleotides. The record is from the annotation of a GenBank genome assembly. Lineage: Eukaryota; Metazoa; Nematoda; Chromadorea; Rhabditida; Aphelenchoididae.